AUGUUUGGUGGCCGGCGUAUUGAACAGUUAGUUGGAGACUCAGAUAUUGAACAGUUAGUUGGAGACUGUGAGACCUGUCAGAUAACGCACAGUAAAGCGCCACUAACCUCCGAUAAUCCCUGGAUGUGGCCGCACCGACCUUGGCAACGAGUUCAUGUCGAUUAUUGUGGUCCAUUUCUUGGUGGUUUCUUUUUGGUUGUCGUAGACGCGAAGUCUAAAUGGCUAGAAGUGAUACCCAUGUCAAGCACAACAGCUCAAGCAACGGUGGACGCAUUACGCUCACUCUUUGCUAUUCAUGGUUUACCCGAAGAGAUUGUCUCAGAUAAUGGCCCUCAAUUUAUUGCACAAGAGUUUAAAGAUUUCCUAAGAUACAACCAUGUGAAACAAAUCCUCAGCGCGCCAUACCAUCCAGCAUCUAAUGGCGAAGCGGAGAGAGCAGUAAGAACCUUUAAACAAGCGAUGAAAGCAGCUAAAAGGAAUUUUGUUCUCGUUGCAGCGUACUUUGGUCAUCAACUAACCUUUCGCUCGCGAUGGGCACGUUUGGGACGGAAACAGCAGCUCUGGCUUGUGGCCAUUCGAGUGCCAGUGGUUUUAGAGCUGUACGGCUUUGCGGGCACGCAGGUGGACUAA
Stylophora pistillata is the source of this 630-nucleotide messenger RNA. RefSeq lists its product as uncharacterized. The record is from RefSeq and is a predicted model, not a curated record. Lineage: Eukaryota; Metazoa; Cnidaria; Anthozoa; Scleractinia; Pocilloporidae. Gene Ontology annotation, molecular function: nucleic acid binding. Gene Ontology annotation, biological process: DNA integration.